Molecule: messenger RNA, 1233 nt
Organism: Arachis duranensis
Lineage: Eukaryota; Viridiplantae; Streptophyta; Magnoliopsida; Fabales; Fabaceae
Product: beta carbonic anhydrase 5, chloroplastic
Exons: 10
Coding region: 102-1043 (313 amino acids)
Biological process (GO): carbon utilization
Molecular function (GO): zinc ion binding; carbonate dehydratase activity
Source: RefSeq, a predicted model, not a curated record
AUGCAUAAUGAAUAAUGAAUAAAGAUAAGGAUAAAUUUAAUAAUUAGGAUCGAUAAAUAUGGCAUAUGGCACAAGAUGGGAAGGAUACUUUGUAGGAAGAGAUGGCGUGGUCAACUAGGUCCAGAGUUAGUUCAUUUCUCGGAUCAGAAGUAGGUGUUAUGGGUUCAUUAUUCCAUUGGGACACUUGUUGGAGGACAGUACCCUUUUCUGUUCCAACCAAUUCCUCUUCUGCGGUUUCCUCAAGAACAAGGCCAUGGCCAAAAUUUAUGAAUUGGGCAAGAAUGGAUUCUUGCUAUGCAGCAGCAUCGUUCAAGGAGAAACAAUCAGAAAACAAGGAUACUGAUGUGCGGAAUAUGGCUGAAGCUGGUGGUGAGCAUGCGUUAUUUGGGUUGAUGAAACAAAGGUUUCUGAGUUUCAAGAACCACAAAUACAUGAAAGAGUUGGAGCAUUUCCAAGCAUUGUCUAAAGCUCAAUAUCCAAAGUUUAUGGUGAUUGCUUGUGCAGACUCUAGGGUAUGUCCUUCAAAUAUAUUAGGAUUCCAACCUGGAGAAGCCUUUAUGAUACGCAACAUUGCUAAUCUUGUACCUCUAAUGAAGAAUGGACCAUCAGAGUGUAAUGCUGCUCUUGAGUUUGCAGUUACUACUCUAGAGGUAGAGAAUAUAUUAGUCAUUGGUCAUAGUAGCUGUGCAGGAAUUGAAAACCUGAUGAAAAUUCAAGAAGAUGUAGAAUCAAGAAGCUUCAUAAACAAGUGGGUGACCAAUGGGAAUGUUGCAAAAUUGAGGACAAAAGCAGCCACAGCUCAUCUUAGCUUCGCUCAGCAAUGCAGAUUCUGUGAGAAGGAAUCUAUAAACCAGUCAUUGUUGAACAUGCUCAGUUAUCCAUGGAUAGAAGAUAAAGUGAGAAGUGGGUUACUUUCUCUUCAUGGAGGGUACUAUAAUUUCUCGAGUUGCACGUUUGAGAAGUGGACCCUUGAUUUUAAUGGAUGCACUGUCAAUGAAGAAAGCAGUAGUUAUGCUAUCAAAGAACAAGAAUUCUGGUCCUGACUGUGCUGCGCUUUAUUUCAUAGACGUGCAGGACUGGCACCUCUAUACACACUAUACUAUUACCAAUGGGGGCCUCAGAAGGAUGGAGGGUUAUAUAAUUAAUAUGAGAAUAAAUCAAUAAAAUUUCGGUAGAAUGCUAGUAUAUACAUGCAAAUUUGCAAACAAAUUAAAUGAAUGAUUUUUACACUUA